AUCCCAUCCUAUCCUAUCUUAUCCCCGCCCAUACCUCUUUGGGAGAAAGAUUGUAGAAAGCAAACAGAAAAGGAAAUCGUAUUGAUAUAUAGAACAGAAAGAGAGAGAGAGAGGGAGAAGAUAGAUGUGAAGUGGGAGAGAUUUCCAUCUUGAUGAAUAGUCCUCACUACAUACAUAUAAUGGGGUAUUUAGAGUAGGCAUAAAUAUAUAUGUAUAGAUACAUAUGUACAUUAUACCUUUCAUUACCUUACCUUACCUCUUUCUUAUUAGUGUUCAGAAUAUACUUUUACAAUGAAAAAGCAUCAUUGAGAAAUAAACAAGACUGUGAAAUGUGAACUAUUUGAUUUUCUUCAAAAAUAUACACACAUCUACAGAGUGAUCUGUGUUGAGCUGUAUUGAACUAUUUUAAAAAUUUAAGAUCUCAAGAUCACGUUGACAGUUAUAUUAAAUAAAGAAGACAUAUAAUACAAUUAACAAUAACAUUUAAAACAAAAGGAUUACUAUCCUAUAUAAUAAUAUACAUAUUUAUAUUUAUUAGAUGUAUAUAAGAAUCCAAGAAAUCACAAAACUAAAUGUGCAUCAUUGUAUACUACUGAAAUCACUGUUAGGUAGUAUACAUAUUACUUGGUAUUAUGCUUCAAUAUUAUUCGCCUACGAUAACAGCUUAUAAUGCAGCUAACUGCUUUUGCAACAACUGACGCCAUAAAACACUAGGCAUGCUCAACUAGUUUGUUUCAAAUUCUACCCUAAAAGCAUAUAAGUAAUCUUUAAAUGUACACACAUAUAUACAAGCUGUAAUUAAUACUAAUAAUAACAAUAAUGAUGGAAGAAGAGGAUUCGAAGAACAGUCUGCCACCAGUACUUCUUGAUGAAAAUGAUUCCCAGGUGAAUAAUACUGACGACUGUGAAAAUAUUGCACAGAAUGGUGAAAAGAAAUCAGAUGCUACGACAACGACGACGACGACUAAUACUGCUGUCAACAUCACCACCACCAACAAUGAAGGAAUAAAACUGAUCAAUGUUCAACCGAUAGCAAUUAAUAAACAUAUACAACAGAAAAAAUACGAUGAUUUAUUAUUUAAAAAAUAUGAGAAGAUAUGCAAAAUUGGCGAAGGAGCCUAUGGAGUUGUAUUCAAGUGUCGUGAUAUAAAGUCUGGACAGUUAGUAGCUAUUAAACAAUUCACCGCAUCAGAAGAUGAUCCAGUUAUUCGAAAAAUUGCAAUGAGAGAGAUUCGAAUGUUAAAGCGUUUAAAACAUCCCAACUUGGUUAAUUUGAUAGAAGUAUUUCGUAAAAAGAAACGACUAAACUUGGUCUUUCAGUUUAUUGACAAUUCACUGCUGAAUGAAAUGGAACAAAGGCCAAGAAGGUUAGACAAAGGAAAAAUUCGAAAGAUCACUUGGCAAAUCCUCCUCGCAACGGAUUUCUGUCAUCAGUCAAAUUGUAUACAUCGUGAUAUUAAACCUGAAAAUAUAUUGAUUAACAAGGCGAAUGAAGUGAAACUAUGUGAUUUUGGAUUUGCAAGAUUUUUAAAUCCAGGCGGUGAAUAUACAGACUAUGUAGCAACACGUUGGUAUCGCUCCCCGGAACUUUUAGUCGGCGACACACAGUAUGGUCCACCAGUUGAUGUUUGGGCGAUAGGAUGUGUAUUUGCAGAAAUGCUACUUGGUUGCCCGUUAUGGCCAGGUUCUUCAGAUCUAGACCAACUGUAUCUUAUAACUAAGAAUCUUGGCGAUCUAUAUCCACGACAUCGACAGAUAUUUGAACAAAGUAAAUAUUUUUCUGGUAUACAAGUCCCAUCUUCAUCGUCCGUAGAACCAUUAGAGAAGAGAUUCGAGAGGACAUAUCCUAUGACACUAAGUCAGAAAGAACUGGAUUUCCUGCAAGCAUGUGUACGAAUGGAUCCUUCUGAACGCUGGAGUUGUGCUGAAUUGUUGAAACACCCCUACUUUGGAAUGCAUAGUUUCUCUGAAAAGAACAAUAAAUUACCGUGUAAAAUUCAAGAUAUUGGUACAAAUGUGAUUAAUGAGCUGAGUUCAUCUUCUAAUGUAAUACCAAAAACUGAAAAACAAAGUGGACCAGAAAAUUCAUCAAAGAAAAUUGAACUAAAAGUUGGAAAUAACAAUAAUAAGCCUCUGGCCAAUCCAGUUUCCUAUCCUUUUAAAACAACACUUCAUCCAAGAAUGCGAAUGGAUGUUUUUGGUCGAAAAACCACUAAUGCAUGGGAUCCUACUAGUAAAAAGCAGCUUCCAUCAAUUUCAACUUUUCGAACACUUUACCGUACUCCAGUAACCAACUUGAAUUCUACUAUUCCUCCUGCUAAUACCACUUCAGGCAUCACUUCUACAGCUAUUUCAAUGAAUAACAGUAACACCUACAGUGAUUCACGAACACAUGGCCAAGUAUCAUUCAUUAAACCUGUUCUGCUAAAUCAUACACAAACUAAUCAGAGUAAUCAUAACUUACAACUUCAUCCUAACAGUUAUACAACACACCCGAAUUUAUCACUAACAGCAAUUUCAUUGGGUUCAUUGACUGGUAAAUCUACUGGACAAGGAAUUUACCACUUGUCCGUUUCUAUGCCGAAUGUAGCACAAGCGGUUUCUAUGACAACAACAACUACAACGACAACAAAUGGUUCAACCUUAGUGCCUCCAACUUCAACCGUCACAACAAGUACUACAACUACGAAUGCAACAGACCUUCCAAAUGAAAAUUAUUACAAAUCAUUGCUAAAUUUGUCGUCUUAUUCACCGUUACAUAUCCCUGCACGUUUUACGCGCCAAAAUACGGAUGAACAUUCAUUUAAACAACAAUAUAGUCAAUUGAAUCAAAAGUCUAAGACUACAAUUCACUUGCCGAAUAUUUAAAUUAGAAAAAUGAAUAAAUAAAAAGUGUUUCUAUAUUUCAUACUAGACUGUUUUUCUAAUUUUUAUGAAUAAUAUAAGAAUCCUAUGAGUUAUUGAAUGUUCGUGAAAGU
Trichobilharzia regenti is the source of this 2978-nucleotide messenger RNA. The record is from the annotation of a GenBank genome assembly. NCBI's taxonomy places the organism in Eukaryota, Metazoa, Platyhelminthes, Trematoda, Strigeidida, Schistosomatidae.